Molecule: messenger RNA, 1266 nt
Organism: Frankliniella occidentalis (western flower thrips)
Lineage: Eukaryota; Metazoa; Arthropoda; Insecta; Thysanoptera; Thripidae
Product: progestin and adipoQ receptor family member 3
Exons: 6
Coding region: 249-1250 (333 amino acids)
Cellular component (GO): membrane
Molecular function (GO): signaling receptor activity
Source: RefSeq, a predicted model, not a curated record
CCGGCCGUCAACAGUCAGUCAAGAAGCGACUUCGCGGGGAUCCGGACGUGUCUCCCGCGACAAGGCACCGGCCGAGCCCCGCGGACCUCCCCGUCUCUGGUCUCGACCCGCUGGUCGUCGUCGUGCAGGUGCAGCAGUGCAGCGCGCGUCACCGAGAGCUCACCGGCAGGCCGCGUGUGGGGGACGCCUCCUGUAGGCCGCGAGUGUGGAACAGUGCGUGCGAGUGCGUGUCGUGCAGCGCGACUGACAUGAGGGAGCUGCAGGCCGACGAGGACCUCUACACCAUGAAGCUCACGCUCGGGACCACGGAGGGCAAGCCGCUGGAGAAGGCGGCGCAGACGACGCAGCUCGCGGACGAGGCCACGGGGGCGCUGCUGGCAUCGGCCACCGACAAGUGCGUCCACCACCCCACUGCGAUGAUGAGCGAUGAGCUUAGUGAACCAGGUCCCCGUCGUCGGCAACUUCACGGCCGCCACGCGCCUCCCUCCCUCUCCCGCCCAGAGAGCCGUCUCAUGGACUGCAACGGCAACCCGCAGCCCGACGAGGAGAAGCGCUGCCCCAGCCCCGACAGCCCCGACAGCGAGCCGGCCACCCCCGCGCGCUGCGGGCCCUACUGCGACGGCAAGGGCCGCCCGCUCCUGCUCUCCUUCCGCGAUGCGCCGCCCUACCUGCAGUUCAACCCCUUCAUCGAGUCCGGCUACCGGGGCUACCUGUCCACCAAGAUGUGCAUCGAGAGCAUAUUCUGGUGGACUAACGAGACCAUCAACAUCUGGAGCCACAUCUUCGGCUGGAUGCUGUUCCUGGGGCUCACGCUCUACGACAUGCUGCUGCUCAACAUCCACGCCUCCACCAUCGACAAGGUGAUCGUGGGCGGGCUGCUCGUCUGCUUCCAGGCGUGCAUGAUCCUCUCCUCGCUGUACCACACCUUCUCCUGCAAGUCGGAGCAGGUCUACGACUGCUUCCUCACCUACGACCUGUUCGGCAUCUCCCUCAGCCUGCUCGCCAUCUACAUGUCCGGCAUCUACUACGCCUUCUGGUGCCACAGGACCUGGCAGACGUUCUACCUGACCUCGGUCGGGCUCAUCUUCGGCCUGGCGAUGAUGCUGCACGUACCGCGCAUCGGCGCCUCCUCCAACAUGAAGCUCUUCACGUUCGUGGGCUGGGCGGCGUACGGCGUGGUGCCCACCUUCCACUGGACCAUCGUCAUGGGCGGCAUGGACAACCCCAUGGUCCAGGUGAGCCUUGCGUAGGGUUGGCGACUUGCAC